AUGGCCGCUUCUCAGAAUUCCAGCUCAGCAGCCCUUCAAGCUGCACAGCUGUUCAACGUCGAUGGACUUGUGGUGGUCAUUACCGGCGGCGGCACUGGAAUUGGUGCCAUGAUGGCUAAAGCCCUGGCUCACAACGGCGCCGCUGCGGUAUACAUUCUCGGCAGGCGUAAGGACGUGCUCGACUCCGCCGUUUCGUUGAUUGGCAAGUCCAACGUCAAACCUCUUGUAUGCGAUGUGACAUCCAAAGAAUCCCUCCAAUCGGCUGCGGACCAGGUCAAGCAGGAGGUUGGGUAUCUGAAUCUCUUGAUUUGUAACUCGGGAAUUGGCGGACCACAAACCGUACGUCCUGGUGCUAAAAACCAGGAGAACCUGACUGUCGAGGAGUUUGCAACGGCCAACUGGGAUGUGCCGUUUGAGGAGUACACCAAGACGUUCGCCGUCAAUGCGACUAGUGUGUGGUACACGACAAUGGCUUUCCUGACGCUCUUGGAUGCUGGCAACAAGAAAGGAAACGUGGUUCAGAAAAGCCAGGUCAUUGCUACGAGUUCCAUCGGAGGGUUCAACAAGGAUGCACCUGGUGGUUAUGCUUAUGGCCAAUCAAAAGCAGCGGCAACACAUCUGAUCAAGCAGCUAUCCAUCGCUCUGCCAAAGUUCGACAUCAGAGCCAAUGUAUUGUGCCCUGGCUUGUAUCCAAGCGAGAUGUCCGCCCCGAUCAUUGAGAAAGGCGGUAUCGGCAAGGACAUGAUUCCCUUGGCAAGAGCCGGCGAUGAGUCCGAUAUGGGAGGAACUGUUCUCUACUUGGCUUCAAGAGCCGGUGCUUACUGCAAUGGGACGGUCAUCGUUUCCGAUGGUGGACGACUUGGAAUGUUCCCUUCUACGUUUUAG
Molecule: messenger RNA, 885 nt
Organism: Truncatella angustata
Lineage: Eukaryota; Fungi; Ascomycota; Sordariomycetes; Amphisphaeriales; Sporocadaceae
Exons: 4
Coding region: 1-885 (294 amino acids)
Molecular function (GO): oxidoreductase activity
Source: RefSeq, a predicted model, not a curated record